AUGAAGCUGAACACAGCCCUUAUUCUUCUGACUGCUUUUGCAGGAAGCUCAGUGGCUGCACCCACUGGAGCAUCUUCAUUACAACUUCGGCAGCCGGACUCAGAGGCUCUGAGAAUAUUAGAGUCCCAUCUAUCCACGGGUCAACUUACUCAAUCGGAUCGCGAACUUCUGAACAACCUCUUGGUGACAGCUUCUCUAAGAAAACGAGAGGAAUCAGGCACAUUUGGUGAUAUAGGGGGGAAUCUUGGCAGCGCUUUGGGUACCGGUAUUGGCAGUAUCGUCGAUACAAUUCUUGGUCUCUUCGGUGGUGUACUCGGAGGUGCCAAAGGCACUGGUAUUGGGCUCAAUAUUGGUCUGAACGGUACUGUUGGAAACACAGGUACCGCAAGCGCUGCAAUCCCUAAUUUGGGCAAGCUAUUGCAGGGUCUUGGAAUCGAUGGCAAGGGCAACAUCAAUCUUACCAACAUUGCCAAGACCCUCGGUGUUACCACCCCAGAUCUCCCUAGCCUCUUCCAGCAGCUUGGUGCAGAUUCCAACGGAGUUGUUCCAUUGAGUACCCUGCUGCCGAGGCUGGGUCUCGGAAGCAACGUUGGAAACUUGAAUCUGAGCGGCGUGUUGAACAACACCGGAGGUUCGGGCAGCCAAGGUCUUAACCUGAAUGGCCUCCUGAAGGGACUUGGCCUCAAUAGCAACGCUGUCAGCACUCUCCUCAAGAGUCUCGGUGCUGAUUCUAGUGGCAACAUCUCACCAGCCGAUCUCCUGAAAGGCCUUGGACUCAAUGGCCAGCAAAACAUCAAUCUAGGCUCUUUUCUCCAAGGACUGAAUGGAGCUGCUAAGAAAGCUGGUAUCGACCUAAGUGGUGUUGUCAACGGCCUUACCAGUGUUGUCAACGGCCUCGCUAGUGCUAUGCCAAGUGUCCCAGCAGGAAAUGUCUCUCUUCCAGCAGUCGGCACCGGUUCAAUAGGGGGUAUCCCAGCUUCGACUUUGCAGGGAAUUGCCAACGGGAUUACCACCCAAAUCUUCAGAAAUGUGGUCGGAGGGCUGGAUGAUGCGACGAUUAAGGACCUGAUUGAUAUUGUCAAAAAUGCCAAGGGCGACACUCAGAAAGCUACCAACGAUCUUAAUCGGUACGCCGUCGCACAUGGCCUUGAUCCCAGCAGGCUUUUCCAGGCUUUGAAGAAUGUUUUGGCACUCGGCAGCUCAGACAGCAGCCUGGGUAAUCUCCUCGAGGGAUCUGGGGGCCUCCUAGGCGGUCUUGUGAACGCCCUUGAUGGUUUGACCAGCGGUAGGGGUGGACUUUCUGGAAUUGGUCUGCCCGGUUUGUUGGAUGGCGGUCUCGUCGGUGCCCUCACUGGCAAUCUUGGCAUAAUCAAUGGAACCACCAAUCCCCCAAUAUCUGUCAACCCCCCAGUAUCUGGGAACGCUCCCAGACUGACGGUCGCAGAGCUCAAGCAAUUGCUUGACUUUGUCAAGAAUGCCACCAGCCAAGACACUGUCACAAAAGUCGUUAGAGAAUUUGCAGCCUCGCACAAUCUUGAUCCUGUGCAGCUUGCCCGUGCGCUACAACGGCUUUUGAAUGCUGAAAAGGCGGGCAAUACUCCGAUCCUACCCGUUAAUACAACUAUUGUCCCUGUAGGGAAUAUUAGUAUCCCUAACCUUGGGUCUGUCUUGAAUGGAACUCUUGGUGGAAUCAACCCAAUUGGCAGCGUUCCUGGCGCUUCGCUCAAUCUUGGUGGAUUAAACGGGACUCUUGGUGGAUUGCCCGGUGCUCUCACUGGAGCCCUUGGCAAUGCAGGAGGCCUCGGAGGCCUUGGAGGCUUGCUCCGCGGCCUUAGAAAUCUCUUGGUGUUGCUGGGCCUUGGAGGUGAUGUUGGAGGGCUCUUAGGUGGUCUUGGGGGUCUUGGGGGUCUUGGGGGGCUUGGAGGACUUGGAAGGCUUGGAGGGAUUGGAGGACUUGGAGGACUUGGAGGACUUGGAGGAAUAGGUGCUCCAGGCAAUCUUGCUCCAAAUGUCCUAGGAUCCAUAUUGGGACUUGGAAACGGGCUUGGUGCGGGUAACUUGACAGGCCUGGGCAACUUGGGCAAUUUGACUGGUUUGGCGAAUAACCUUACCAGAGCGAUCCCCGGCUUGGGAUCCGGACUCCCAAACCUGAAUCUGACGGGAGCUCUGGGAGCUCUUGGCCCUCUUGCUAACCUGACCGGAGGUCUUGGUCCUCUUACUGGCUUGAAUCUGACCGGAGGUCUUGGCCCACUUCCUGGAAAUCUGACGGGAGCUCUCGGUUCACUUGCUGGUAACGCGACUGGUGCAGGCUUGGGCUCAGCCCUAUCUGGCGUGGGAUCUAACUUGGUAUCUGCUGCUUCCGGUCUGGGCUCAGCAGCAUCUAAUUUGAGUUCAGCAGCGUCCGGCCUUGGAUCUAUUGCAACUGGUUUGGGGUCAGCGGCGGUAGGUUUGGGGUCGGCUGCCAAUGGCCUGGGAGCCGUUACUCCCAGCUUGGGAUCAACUGGUGUUGGUCUGGGAUCUGGAGGCCUAGAUUUGGGAUCCAUCAUCUCUGCCAUAGGAGCAACAGUCUCUGGCGCGGGAACUGGUGUAGGAUCUACUGUCGCGGGUUUAGGUUCAGGUAUUUCCGGCUUGGGCUCGGCAAUUUCUGCAGGGUCUAGAGGUUCUGGCGGAUCGGGUGUCCCGAGGCUGCCUUCCCCAGGUCCCGUUUCCGUUGGGGCAGGCUCACCAUCUGGGUCUACUGGUUCUGGCAUCGUCAACCUGAACUCAUCCAUUAGUACCGGCCUUGGUUCCGCCUCUGUGCCCAGCUCCGGCCUGGGAUUAUCGGCAGGACUUACCAUUGGAGGUCCAUCCAACAGAACCGCUUUUGUUGUUGACACGGACGAGUUGGCCGAGGAUGAGUCUCCCCGAUCCAACGUCAGACGCUCUCACGCAGCACGAUUCAGAUCUAAGCUUCGCAAAGCCAAGGCUGGAGCAAUAUAA
Trichoderma aggressivum f. europaeum is the source of this 2979-nucleotide messenger RNA. RefSeq lists its product as uncharacterized. The record is from RefSeq and is a predicted model, not a curated record. The transcript has a single exon. Bases 1 to 2979 code for a protein of 992 amino acids. NCBI's taxonomy places the organism in Eukaryota, Fungi, Ascomycota, Sordariomycetes, Hypocreales, Hypocreaceae.